Drosophila navojoa is the source of this 2926-nucleotide messenger RNA. RefSeq names its product NADP-dependent malic enzyme (gene Men). The record is from RefSeq and is a predicted model, not a curated record. Gene Ontology annotation, molecular function: malate dehydrogenase (decarboxylating) (NADP+) activity; NAD binding. Lineage: Eukaryota; Metazoa; Arthropoda; Insecta; Diptera; Drosophilidae. Gene Ontology annotation, biological process: pyruvate metabolic process; malate metabolic process. Gene Ontology annotation, cellular component: mitochondrion.
CUGUUAUCCAUUUGUGUUAUACUACCAACUGUUUAUUUAUUUAGGCAGAACUAAAAGAAACUUUGCUAAAAUGGGCAACUCGAGUUCCCUUUGUGCCGAUCGCAAUGCUAUAAGGAAUUUCGAUGAAAAUGGCACGCCGAUUUAUCCAACGGCCAACAAUUCAUACAGCCCUUCCAAUGGCCAAAUAACACCAUAUCAUCAUAAGCAAGAGCAGCAACAACAAAAUGAGCACGGCUAUUACAAGACCACAAUACCCGUUGGCGUUGGUGCUGGCGCUGGCGCUGGCACUGGCAGCACCGCUAACAGCAGCAAUAGCACUCGCUGCGCUCACUGCCGAACAGCUGAUUUGUACACACGCGCACUCACUCAAGAGAGAAACGGCGGUGGCAGCGGCAGCGGCAGCAACAACAAUAAUAACAAGCUGAACGUAGCGCAGCCGACACACAUACAUGCCCACACGAAGCACACACACGAGAGCACGAGCAGCUGUGAUGGUGACUGCGCUGCCGCUGCGACUGCGAAAUGGCGCAGUAGUCGUGUGUGUAAAAAUCAUACGACUACAACGACAACAACACUCGAAUACGAACUUUCCAAUUUUGCAAAACUCACAACACAAAUCAGUACGCAACGCGACGUUGACGGAGCAGGAGCAAGUGUUGACGAAGCUGAGAUUUUAGCACCACCGAUAUUAUCCUCGAGCCACUGGCAGCAGCUACAACAGAGCCUGCACGAGCUACACCAAAACCAAGCCCAAUCACUACUUGGCAACCCUAGCAACAUCAAUUCGCACCAGAUACGCAACUACAGCAGCGACAACAUGAGCAAGGAUUUGCAACGUGAUCGUCUCGGACAUUGGGGCACUGGCGACAAUGAGAUCGUUGGCAGUGUCUCUGGACUCGAUCGCAUGCGCCUAAAGCGCUACAAUAAGGGCCUGGCCUUCACACAUGAGGAACGUCAGUUGUUGGGCAUUCACGGUCUUUUGCCCUAUACGGUGAAAACCCUUGAGGAUCAGGUGAAGCACUGCCGUAUCUUGUUGGAUCGCUUGCCUAACGAUUUGGACAAGUAUAUGUACCUGAUUGGCCUGUCGGAGCGCCACGAGCGUCUCUUCUACAAUGUGCUCAGCUCAGAUAUUACGCACAUGAUGCCGCUGGUGUAUACGCCCACGGUGGGCCUGGCCUGCCAGAAGUACAGCCUUGGGUUCAUCAAGCCCAAGGGCUUGUUCAUCACCAUCAAGGACAAGGGACACAUCUACGAUGUGCUCAAGAACUGGCCAGAGACGGAUGUGCGCGCCAUCGUGGUGACCGACGGCGAACGCAUCUUGGGCCUGGGCGAUCUCGGCGUCAAUGGCAUGGGCAUACCCGUGGGCAAGCUGUCGCUGUACACGGCUCUGGCUGGCAUCAAGCCCAACCAGUGCCUGCCCAUCACCCUGGACGUGGGCACCAACACAGAGUCCAUACUGGAGGAUCCGCUCUAUGUGGGUCUGCGCCAGAAGCGCGCCACGGGUGAUCUCUACAAUGACUUCAUCGAUGAGUUUAUGCGCGCCUGCGUGCGCCGCUUUGGCCAGAAUUGUCUCAUCCAGUUCGAGGACUUUGCCAAUGCGAACGCCUUCCGUCUGCUGUCGCUGUAUCGCGACAAGUACUGCACCUUCAAUGAUGACAUUCAGGGCACUGCCUCUGUGGCCGUAGCGGGCUUGCUGGCCUCGCUGAAGAUCAAGAAGACCAAGCUGAGGGAUAAUGUGCUGCUAUUCCUGGGCGCUGGCGAGGCCGCGCUGGGCAUUGCUCAACUGUGCGUCAUGGCCAUGAAGCAGGAGGGCCUCACCGAAGAGGAAGCCAAGACGCGCAUCUGGAUGGUCGAUAGCCGCGGCGCUAUUGUGCGCGAUCGUCCAAAGGGCGGCCUCACUGAGCACAAGCUGCACUUCGCUCAGGUCAGCACGCCCAUUGACACCUUGAAAGACGCUGUGGUCAAGGUGCGUCCGAAUGUGCUGAUUGGUGCCUCGGCUCAGGGCGGCGCCUUCAACCAGGAGAUCCUCGAGAAAAUGGCCGAGAUCAAUGAGACGCCCAUCAUAUUUGCCCUCUCGAAUCCCACCAGCAAGGCUGAGUGCACCGCCGAGGAGGCCUACACCCACACAGAAGGACGUUGCAUCUUCGCCUCCGGCUCACCGUUUCCGCCAGUCACCUACAAUGGCCGCAAAUAUUAUCCGGGCCAGGGCAACAAUUCGUACAUCUUUCCGGGCGUGGCUCUAGGCGUUUUGUGCGCCGGCAUGCUGACAAUACCAGAGGAUGUGUUCCUCAUCGCUGCCCAGAGUCUCGCCAGCAUGGUCAGCAAGGAAGACCUGGAGAAGGGCAGCCUGUAUCCGCCACUCAACUCGAUCAUUCAAUGCUCAAUGAAUAUUGCCGAGCAGAUCGUGACCUAUGCAUACAAGAGUGGCAAGGCCACCGUGCAGCCGGAGCCCCAGAACAAGCUGGCCUUCAUCAAGGCCCAAAUGUACGAUCUCGACUAUCCUCGUGCCUUGCCACCCACCUAUCCCGUGUAAAUAGAGACGGAGCAUGCGGCCCCCUCAGCUACUCAACCCUCUCCUCUCGCCCUCAACGUCGCGACUCUUGGCAGAAACUCCAUUCCAUUUGCCUUCUAUGAGGAGCCCAGCAACAUCGGGUGUCGUUAUUUAUUUUACAGUUUCAUGCACACACCUUUACAAACUUAAAAUACUGAAGAAGAAGAAGAAGAAGAACAAGAAGAAGAAGGGGAAAAAUAACAAGCUUCGUAUGUCGCUUAAUGGCCCAUAUUGAUAACAAGAUUUGUUUUAGAUAAUCAUUUUAAUGAUGCAGUUGAUAUAUGUAUGUAAAUGGGAUAUUACUAUUCUAGAUAUCUAUAUGUGUAUACAAAUUCUAUGUAAACGUGAACACAAACUAUCUUAAGUACAUAAGUC